This is a messenger RNA of Acromyrmex echinatior (Panamanian leafcutter ant), 614 nucleotides long. It is a transcript of the gene Acbp1, whose product is annotated as Acyl-CoA binding protein 1. The record is from RefSeq and is a predicted model, not a curated record. Gene Ontology annotation, molecular function: fatty-acyl-CoA binding. Gene Ontology annotation, biological process: fatty acid metabolic process. NCBI's taxonomy places the organism in Eukaryota, Metazoa, Arthropoda, Insecta, Hymenoptera, Formicidae.
UAUGUACGUAGUCUAUUAUCGCGACGUUAACAAGAGUGUCGUAACCUCACAUACGAUUCUUUCUCUACAUCAGUCAACAUAAUUUGGUGUCUAAAACUCCGGAUAUUUCAUUAUGUCGUUGGACGAAAGAUUUAAUGAUGCGGCUACAGUGGUAAAGAAAUUGGCUGCGCAACCAGAAGAUCAAGAUUUACUCGAAUUGUAUGCAUUGUACAAGCAAUCUACCAUUGGCGACUGUAAUACAGAGAGACCGGGUAUGUUGGAUUUCAAAGGAAAAGCUAAAUGGGAUGCUUGGAACGGUAAAAAAAGUAUGGGACAAGAAACGGCGAAAGAGCAAUACAUCACUAAAGUGGAAGCAUUAAUCGCUUCGAUCGGAAAGAAGUAAUGGAUUCUCAUUAUCAAGGGUAUACGUACACAUGAAUAUUCGAACACUUGUGAUUUCAUUCGAUCAAUUAUAAAACUUGUUCACUAUUGAUGAGAAACAUUCAGAAUUUUACAAGCACAUAUGCAAAUGAUGUAUAGAUACAGUAAAUAUCGAUUUUAUUUAAUUCCGCUGAUUUAUAUGAAUUUUGUAUUCAAUGAUUUAUUGCAAUUAGCAUAAAACUAUUUGUCGCAUA